GUCAGCUGACGUUGACUCCGCCGGAGGUGGUUGCGCUUGGUCCGUUAGCGCCUCGGCAACCGUCAACCGCCGUCGUGACAUUGGGCGAUCUGAAACAGGCGGCGGCGGCGGCGUUCUCGGAGACGUACCGGAUGUGCCGUCGACCCGGGGGAGGCGACAUUGCCGUGACGAGCAUCGUGCAGGGUAUCGAUGAGCAGACUCUUUCCGGCGGCGACUCGGCUUCUCUAGCACCCGCAUUGGCCGCCGCUGCCGCCGCUGCCUCCUCAGCGGCUGCAGCACCGCCUGGCACGAGCGCGGAUGCUCCUCCGACUAGCAGCAGCGCCGACGGCAGCGCCGACACCGCUGCUGCUGCUGGCACCCUCCCGCCAGCAGCACUCACACCACAACCGACGCAGCAACCCCAGGCCCCGCCAUCGCAGCCGCCACCGCCACCGCUUGCUGUCGUGAUUCGGUGCAGCGGUUUGGAUACCGACCUGCGAUGGCGACAUGCAGGGGGGCCGGAGGACUGGCGGGUGGCCUGCCUGUGCGGCACCCAAGACGACGACGGAGAGCGCAUGAUUGCUUGUGACGUGUGCGGCGUCUGGUCGCACACGCGCUGCAACGACAUACCCGAUGACGCGGACGAGCCCUCCAGCUACGUGUGCCGGGCGUGCAGCAGCAAGGGCGGCGGCAGCGGGGGGGCCCGGGGCCGGGGCAAGUGAGGGGAAGGUGUUUUUUUCUGCAGCGCGGGACAUGUUAGUAGCGAGGGAGGCAGCGGCAUAUGGGUUCUGUUUUGGGGAGGGUGUUAGAUGAAGGGGGAUAUGAAUGACGAGGCAAAGUAGAGCGAGCGGUGACGUGACACGACUGGCAGAGGCCUUCCCUUGUUGCGCUCCUCGGGUUGGUGGGUGCUGUUGCUGCUGCUGCUGCUGCUGCUGCUGCCGGGGGGGGGUUCACCGGGGAGUGCAGCCUUACAAAGUGGGCGAGAGUAAAGAAGAGAGAGUGGAAUGGUCGUGCGUAGGCAUAUGAGGGUGGCUGCUAGCUACUAGGUUAGCGCGGUCAGUGUCCUAGAGCCGCUCUCGGACACAUGUGAGAAAGGUCUUCAGUGUUGCUUUACUAGCCGCAAUAGCCGCAGCCAAAGACACAGCGGAAGGAUAACAAGACAGACUGAACAAGAUGAGUUCCAUCAUGGUAUAGUGUGCGUGUCUGGCACGUGGCACCUAGGAACGGGUGGGCGGCAUGGAGUGAGGGAUGUGAGAGCGGGUGAUGAUGGGUAGUAGUUGCCGAAUAUAGGCGGUUUCAACAGUGCGACUGCUGCUGCUGCUGCUCCUGCUCCUACUGCAAGUUGGGGAAUGGGGAGGGGCAAGGGGCUUGGACAUGAGUGUUUCUAGGUGGGUACUCGGGCGGGAAUGGGCCCUUCUCAUGUGGUGAUAUGUUUUUAGGAGCUCUGGUGUUUUGUUUUGUAGCACUGUGGUUUACUUUCACGUGGGUAGUGGCAUUCCCCCUUGUCCAGUUUCAACAGUAGCGGCUUUUAGGACCUUCGCAUUUAGAGGCACGGUAGACAAGGACAUGUUUUGACGUACUUUGGACACAACGUGCUGUUUCUGAAAGGACAAACACACUAGCGUUUGCUGCAUUGAGUGAUGAGUUGUGAUUUACGAAGAGGUUGUGGUUGUUAUCUGGUUGUGACUGCCUUCAACGGUUUUGAACUUAUCCCACUGUGUGUUAAGAAAACUGGCCGCUGUGUGUGUGUGUUUUACCGUGCUCGGAAAGUGGCACGGCUCGCUGGUUUCCUAACCAACCCUUGGACACAUGUAGUGCAAAGCAGUGCGGAAUGGAUCGUAAUUGAGGUGGUGGGUGUGUCUAUUCCGUCUGCGUGGUGGUCAACAAGACUGGCCGCCCCUGUGGGUUUGCGGGUCGGUAUACGAUGAUAUUGUACGAUUAAGAUCCGUACGGUCUUUCCAUCACGGAGUACGGAAAGUUGAAUGUACGGCAUAAACUUACACGGCAUGCGUGU
This is a messenger RNA of Astrephomene gubernaculifera, 1993 nucleotides long. NCBI's taxonomy places the organism in Eukaryota, Viridiplantae, Chlorophyta, Chlorophyceae, Chlamydomonadales, Astrephomenaceae. The record is from the annotation of a GenBank genome assembly.